Zychaea mexicana is the source of this 1578-nucleotide messenger RNA. RefSeq lists its product as uncharacterized. Gene Ontology annotation, biological process: protein deubiquitination. The record is from RefSeq and is a predicted model, not a curated record. Bases 175 to 1173 code for a protein of 332 amino acids. Gene Ontology annotation, molecular function: cysteine-type deubiquitinase activity. Lineage: Eukaryota; Fungi; Mucoromycota; Mucoromycetes; Mucorales; Lichtheimiaceae. The transcript has 8 exons.
CCAUCUAUUUCCACCUCCCUAUUUUAAUCGAGAAAGGGCUGUCACACGUACAACCCCCCCCACCCCAAACGAGCCAACUUUCUUUUUUUUCAUAUGCAGAAAAAAAAAACGUGUACAUGCCCUCUGCUUACGGUCCGAAAGUCCCGAUAAUAAUACAAAACCCAAGCUUGAAUAAUGUCAGAUCAAGUCGAAUCUGCAGCAGCCACUUGUACAGCACCAGCUGAUAACACUACCAACAACAACAACAAUAGCAAACUUGACGGGAAUGGCCAAGAAACGCUAGAAGCCAUGCAAGAACGACAUGGGGCUGAACAAAAAGCAUUACAAGCCAAAAUCAUUGCAUUGCGAAAAUCCGUUCCAAGCAGCAACAAGCGGAAAAAGAAGGAAGUCCAAUCACGCAUCAAUGAUAUGGAAUAUGACCUUCGAGUGAAACAUGAAAAAGAAUUACGCGCUUUACAAGGCGAAGAAGAGGAGGACGAAGACGAUGGUAUUUCGUUAGAACGACUUCAAGAAUUAAGUGUCCAAGACGGCAACAACGGUAAGGACGCCACCGACGAGACGUCCAAGAAGGCUGGUGCUAUUGAACAGCAGCAAAAGAAAAAGAAGCCAAAUAAGGCAAAGUUACGACAACAGCGUCGUGAGGCAGAAAUGCAACGGUUACGUGACGAGGCCGAAAAGGAGGCUAGCGAUCAAGUCGAUAUGGGGGCAUUAGAAAAAGCUUCUAUCCAAGAGUUACUCGAGAAGCUGAAACUCAAAGUUCAUGAGAUUCAUGCCGAUGGUCAUUGUUUAUACAAUGCUAUUUCGAACCAACUGUCUAGUAGAUAUCACCAGGAGGUGGGCCAUCAGGAGCUUCGGAAGCUAGCAGCAAGUUAUAUGCGGGAUCAUUCGGAUGAUUUUAUACCAUUCUUGUACAAAGACGACGGCGACAUGUACAGUGCAGAUGACUUUGAACGUUAUUGUGAUGAAAUUGAGAAAACCCCUCGAUGGGGCGGUCAAAUAGAGAUUGUUGCUUUAUCACGCGUCAAGGAGGUUCCAAUCCAUAUCGUUCAGAUGGGCCAACCUGUCCUCAAGGUCAAUGAGGAGGAGUAUCCCGGCAAGGCACCACUUAAACUGGCGUAUCAUAAACAUCUUUAUUCGUUAGGAGCCCAUUAUAACUCACUUUUGGACGCGUAAAAAUUAGUAUUUCUAAAUGUAAAUGCCGCGAGGCUGAUGAUUUAAAAAUCUGUACUAUCUUGGUUUACGUACACAAAGACCUGUGGCGAAAUGUGCUAUGGGGGAAAAGGAGACGCGAUCAUUUCCUCAUAUAAUACAAGCCCUCUAUGAUUGGACUUUCGCACCACCUCCGCCUUUUCCCUUGAAGAAACCCUAACUUUUCCUUCAUCAUAGAUUCAUCAUAGGGAGCGCAGUAUCUGAGGUAGAAGAAGAGAAACCAUGUUCUUCUACAUAUAUGUCGGCUAAUAAAUAUAAAGAGACCUGACUGUAUGUACAUGAUAUAUUAAAUAAUACUGCCCAUCGUCGCAAUCAAAGGAGCCUUAUUUAAUUGUACACACAUAUCACACUCUUCAAAUAUGAUAUAUG